Molecule: messenger RNA, 543 nt
Organism: Seminavis robusta
Lineage: Eukaryota; Bacillariophyta; Bacillariophyceae; Naviculales; Naviculaceae
Source: the annotation of a GenBank genome assembly
AUGAGUGAAGAUGGCAGCGACGGGUCCAUUGAUAUAGGACGGCAACUACGGGAGUCUGACGAGCGGAACAAGAGGAAGAGAGAAGAAGCGGAAGCCGAGGAUUCUGAGUCGUCAUCGAGGAGUAGCCGUGCUGCCCCAGUCCUGGCCCCAGUCGCAGUCGCAGUCCCAGUUGCAGUCGCAGCCCCAGUCGCAGCCCCAGUCGCAGCUUCCCUCCCUCGUCCACGUCUAAGCUUGCAUGAAAUACAACACCGACACCAGAUGCAGAUACAGCAACUGCAUCAACAUCGUGCUCUUGUAGUGCCGGCACCUCCUUUGGAAUACUACGAGGAUGAGUUUGGCCAAGACAUGUACAUGGGGCAACUCAAAGCCCAGGAGUUACGGGAACGACCACCACGCCAUAGGAUGGUGCGUGAUGAAUCUCCUUUGCCUAUGGUAAAUUCCAGGUCCGCCUCACCGGCAGAGAGAAAGGCUGCCAGGGAGGUGAAAGGAAGAACAAAGAAGAAAAAGCUUGCCGCAGGCUUGCCAAGAAAACCGAAGAGCUAG